AUGGACCAGCCCCGCAAACUGUCGAAUCUGUCGUCGGCUCUGGCCAGCAUCUCUCUACACAAUGGCGACGAUUACGUGCCACAAAACCAACAGCAGCAGCAACAGGCGUACGGAGGCCAGCCCAUGUCCCAGUACCAGCAACAGCAGCAUCAGCAGCAGCAGCAGGAUGACGACAUCAGCAUGAGCGUGUCUGCCCCGCGGCAUGCUAUCCCGCAGAUGCAGCAAAUCCCCAUGGAGGAACUGGACAAAAUCGCACAGUACAAGCUCAACUACCCGGACGACGGCAUCACGCUUUUCAGCCAUCGGUCAGCACCCAACGGCUUUAAAAUCGCUGUGGUUCUGAGCGAGCUGGGCCUCAAGUACCGCACCGUCUUCCUGGACUUUAAGAAGAAUGAGCAGCGAUCCCCUGCCUACAUUUCGGUCAAUCCCAACGCCCGAGUGCCUUCUAUCAUUGACCACGACAAUGAGCAUGUCAGUGUGUGGGAGUCUGGCGCGAUACUUAUAUAUCUGUGCCAGAAGGCCGGCCCAGACUGUCCCUUGUGGUCCGAAGAUGUGAUUGAACAGUCACAAAUUAACUCGUGGCUCUUCUUCCAAACCUCCGGCCACGCCCCCAUGGUGGGACAGGCCCUGCAUUUCCGAUACUUCCACCCCGAACUCAUUCCAUCGGCAAUUGAACGGUACACCAACGAGGUGCGACGUAUCUAUGGAGUGGUGGAGAUGCGGCUGGCCGAAAAGCGGGAGCAGCUGAUUCUGGAGAUGGACGACGAGAGCUUUGCCCUGGGUACGUCGGCAUUGUCCGAGUCGAAAUACUUUGACGAGCCCGUGUGGCUAGUCGGAAACCGCAUGACGAUUGCCGAUCUGGCGUUUGUCACCUGGAAUAACGUGGUGGAUAGAAUCGGAAUCGAUCUCAAGGGAGAGCUACCGGAGGUGUACAAAUGGACGAGGUUCAUGAUGGGCCGUCCGGCCGUCAUUCGGGCACUUAAGGGACAGGAUAAUGUUUAA
This is a messenger RNA of Yarrowia lipolytica CLIB122, 1002 nucleotides long. RefSeq lists its product as uncharacterized. Gene Ontology annotation, biological process: regulation of nitrogen utilization. Gene Ontology annotation, molecular function: transcription corepressor activity. Lineage: Eukaryota; Fungi; Ascomycota; Dipodascomycetes; Dipodascales. The record is from RefSeq and is a predicted model, not a curated record.